CAUUGUAGCCGUAUACCAGUAAUUACCACAUAUCUAUCGAACCAUAAACACAAGUAUACGCUACCCCAUCCAUCCAUCCACAUCGAAAAAACCCUGUAUCAUAUCUAAUCAGACAAAAUGCCUUCCCAUCUCCCAAAUUCCUCCCUUCUACUUGAAAGAAUCAAAGAAACACCCACCACAAUCGCCGCCCUUUGUAAACAACCCUACCGUCACCCUGCCGCAGCCCAAGUCCCUGACCAUCUGGCCCGCUACCACACCCACGCUGUAGCCCCCAACCAGUGCUGCUCCGCCGUGUCACAACAAAUCUCCGCUCCCGUCUCCACCGUGUGGUCCGUCGUCCGCCGCUUCGACAACCCACAAGCAUACAAGCACUUCGUCAAGAGCUGCCACGUCAUCGUGGGGAACGGAGACGUGGGCACCCUGAGGGAGAUCCACGUCAUCUCCGGCCUGCCAGCUGUCUGCAGCACUGAACGCUUGGAGAUCCUGGAUGAUGAGCGGCAUGCGAUCAGCUUCAGCGUCGUUGGAGGGGACCACCGGUUAGCCAACUACCGGUCCGUCACCACCCUACACGCGGCUGGGAAUGGUGGGGGCACGGUGGUGGUGGAAUCGUACGUGGUUGACGUGCCGCAAGGUAAUACUAAAGAAGAAACCUGCGUAUUUGUGGACACCAUUGUGAGAUGUAAUCUUGAGUCGUUAGCUCAGAUGGCUGAGAAUUCAGCUACACGAAAUUAAAUGAACCCAUCUUCAUCUUCCAAUGUAUAUCAUUAUUAAUUACUGUAAGCAUGCAGAGAGAAAGCCACCCGCUCAUUAAUUUCCAAAAAUAAAUUGCUAUAUUUGAGUGAAAUUUGU
Molecule: messenger RNA, 849 nt
Organism: Sesamum indicum (sesame)
Lineage: Eukaryota; Viridiplantae; Streptophyta; Magnoliopsida; Lamiales; Pedaliaceae
Product: abscisic acid receptor PYL4
Biological process (GO): abscisic acid-activated signaling pathway
Cellular component (GO): cytoplasm; nucleus
Molecular function (GO): abscisic acid binding; protein phosphatase inhibitor activity; signaling receptor activity
Source: RefSeq, a predicted model, not a curated record